This is a messenger RNA of Cyphomyrmex costatus, 833 nucleotides long. RefSeq lists its product as uncharacterized. Lineage: Eukaryota; Metazoa; Arthropoda; Insecta; Hymenoptera; Formicidae. The transcript has 3 exons. Bases 164 to 556 code for a protein of 130 amino acids. The record is from RefSeq and is a predicted model, not a curated record.
UGCAACUAAUCGUUUGUUCAAAAUAAUCGAAAUCUGAUAAGACUUGUUUGAAUAAGAAUCCAGGAGAAACUAAAAUGUCUUCGGUCUUCGUUUCUCGUACGAAAAAAUCUACAUAAUUUUUUAAAUAUAUCUAACUUUAAUAUACGUGGAAUCUUUUGAUAAUAUGAAGAAUUCCAAAGUCAAAUCUGGAGCAUCGAUCUUGCCGCCCCUAAGAUCUGCAGAACGCCGAACCUUUGAUAAAAAAAUUGAUCUCGGUGAGGCAUUGUCCCCUAUGAUUGAUAAAUUAUCAAUUCAUGAAAGUAUGAAGCAAAACAUCGACAUUAAAUUGAAUAAAGACUCUACAGUUCGAAAAGAAAUCACGGAACGUGAUUCCAAGUUGAAGAAAACAGUUUCUCUAUACAAUGUUGAUGAAAUGUCAUUCGAGGAAUUGCAAACUUCUGUACGUAGAAUUAUGGAAAAUCCGCAACAACCGUUUUCAUUUUUGGCGAAUAUCUCUGACGAAUUCGCGAAUAAUAAACACUUAUCGACGAAACCUACGGAAAUCAAUAUAAUUUAAAAAACAGUAAGAGCCUGGGGGUUUAUUGCGGUUUUCGGAUUGUGUGGGUAAAAAUUUCUUACGAUAGUAAGAAACUCACACAAUUACAGUUAAUCUCAUCUCGUGAGAAUACGAAUUUACUCGUGUGAGUGGGCUCAGCAUAAAAUUUCGACGUAAAAAUGUGAAAUCAAACAAGAGUGACGAAGAAAGACGUACUAUUCUGUUAUUUGUAUAAUGGAUAAUUUAAUAUGUUUGUAUUUGUGCAAUAUGGAGAAAAUAGAAGAAAUAAUAAAGAAAG